AUGAUGUUGGUGCGUUCUGAGGGUCUGGCACAGGAAAAUGUCCUAAAUCCCCUCACAGGCCACGUGACCCUCAGUCCCGUCAUCUAUAAUGCGGAGAAUGAUGGAGGCGUGUACACACUCCCUCCUCUUCAUUUCAUACCAACCGCCCCGCCACAGCUUGAAGAGCAAGACACCCCAGAACCAUCUCCCCCAUCUGAGGAGGCAGUCCCCCCGGAGCCCCACAUAGAGGUAAAUCUGCAAGAGAAGGAUGGGAUGCAGAUCAUCUCAGCUGAGUGUCUGGGCCAGGACGGGGCCUUCACCAUGUGCCCGUCCUGUGAGCAAGUAGUCUUCACACAGACCAAGAAGAUCAAUGGAGAGUCAGUCUGGAUCAUGAGCUGCAUAGUGGCGGUCGUGGGUUUGUGCUUCAUCGCCUUCUGCCUGGACCAACUGAAGAGCGUGCGCCACAAAUGCCCUCAAUGCCGGAGCACCAUCCACACCUUCCACCCCUUCUGA
This is a messenger RNA of Knipowitschia caucasica, 492 nucleotides long. Lineage: Eukaryota; Metazoa; Chordata; Actinopteri; Gobiiformes; Gobiidae. The record is from the annotation of a GenBank genome assembly.